Aegilops tauschii subsp. strangulata is the source of this 775-nucleotide messenger RNA. The record is from RefSeq and is a predicted model, not a curated record. NCBI's taxonomy places the organism in Eukaryota, Viridiplantae, Streptophyta, Magnoliopsida, Poales, Poaceae.
UAAUCUUAUUUUUUAAUUACUUUAUACUUAAAGAAUUUUUACUACAUGCAGGAGUGACAUAUGGCGGAACUGAGCAUUAGUGACAACAGUGGGCUGACAUCGCUGGAGUGUCUGUCGGGAGAGCACCCCCCAUCGCUGGAAUACCUUUAUCUUCAAAGCUGCAGUACCCUGGCAUCCCUGCCGAAUGAGCCGCAAGUAUACAGGUCUCUCUACUUUGUUAGAAUUAGAGGCUGCCCUGCUAUAAAGAAGCUCCCUAGAUGCCUGCAGCAGCAACUGGGCAGCAUCGAUGACGAGAGCAAAGAACUAGAUGCCCGUUAUGAAGUAAUGGCAUUGAAACCGAAGACAUGGAAGGAGAUACAAAGACUGGUCCGUGAGCGGAGGCGGACCGCUCGACAAGGCAGGGAAUGAACGCCGGCAAUCCACCAUUGAGGAGUAAACAGGGCAGGGAAGCAUGCAUUCUUUUAGCUUCAAACAAUGUACUUCUAUGUUAUGUCAUGACUGGUUCAACGUUGACCUUUUUAUCUUGUUCAGAUUCAGAUACUUGUAAUGUGGAUUAAUUCAUCUCCUUUUGAACAUUUCCUGGGUUUACUAGAAUUCGGGACGUGUGCUGAUGUUUGUGAGCUAUCUAUGUAUGCAUCAAGUAGCUAGGAGUAACAGCUAUUUGGUUGAGGAGACAUUGGCGUUCCUUCAACUGGUUCAGAAACUUUGCAAACUGUGGUUUUUAUCAGCUCUGAUUUGAUGAUUUCAAUAAUAGAUACUGGAGUAGUUAAUUACC